Messenger RNA from Paraglomus brasilianum, 222 nucleotides. The record is from the annotation of a GenBank genome assembly. NCBI's taxonomy places the organism in Eukaryota, Fungi, Glomeromycota, Glomeromycetes, Paraglomerales, Paraglomeraceae.
AUGGCUAGGGGUAAGCAGAAGGAACAAGCAAGAGAAAAAGCACAGAAACUAGCUGAGACAAGACAAGGUGGGAAGUCACAGUUGGCAGCGCGUGCGGCUGGACUUCAAAUGAAGUGUCCUGUUUGUAAAACACCAGCCGCCAAUUACAAGAUCAUUGUUAAACACAUGGAGGCUAAGCAUCCAAAGGAAUCUAUACCACCUGAAUCGGCUUUCCAAAGUUAA